This is a messenger RNA of Perognathus longimembris pacificus (Pacific pocket mouse), 1743 nucleotides long. It is a transcript of the gene Tktl1, whose product is annotated as transketolase like 1. The transcript is spliced from 13 exons. The record is from RefSeq and is a predicted model, not a curated record. The coding region runs from base 121 to 1743 and encodes 540 amino acids. Gene Ontology annotation, molecular function: thiamine pyrophosphate binding; transketolase activity. NCBI's taxonomy places the organism in Eukaryota, Metazoa, Chordata, Mammalia, Rodentia, Heteromyidae.
GAUGAGACGACAGUGCAGGUGCUGCGGGACCUGGCCAACCGCCUGCGCAUUCAUUUCAUCAAGGCUACAUGUGCUUCAAGCUCAGGCCACCCUACAUCAUGUAGCAGUGCUGCCGAGAUCAUGUCUGUGCUGUUCUUCCACACGAUGAAAUAUAAACAGUCAGACCCAGAGAACCCAAACAACGACCGGUUCAUCCUUUCAAAGAGGCUGUCAUUUAUCGAUAUGGCAAUAGGAUGGUUUGGGCAAGGACUGGGAGCUGCAUGCGGGAUGGCAUAUACUGGCAAGUACUUUGACCGCGCCAGCUACCGAAUCUACUGCCUCCUUGGAGAUGGCGAGUCCUCAGAAGGCUCUGUCUGGGAGGCAUUGGCCUUUGCUGCCUGCUAUGGUCUGGAUAAUCUCGUGUUGAUCUUUGAUGUGAACCGCCUGGGACAUGGUGGCACCUUGCCUGUUGAGCACUGCAUAGAGGUCUAUCAGAAACGCUGCGAAGCUUUUGGGUGGAAUACUUAUGUGGUGGAUGGCCGUGAUGUGGAGGCACUAUGCCAAGUAUUCUGGAAGGCAGCUCAUGUGAAGGGCAAGCCCACUGCUGUGGUUGCCAAGACCUUCAAGGGCCGGGGCAUGCCGAAUGUUGAGGAUGCAGAAAGUUGGUAUGGAAAACCAAUGCCAAAAGAAAGAGCAGAUGCAAUUAUUAAGUUAAUUGAGAGCCAGAUACAGACCAAUAGGAGUCUUAUACCAGACCCUCCUCUUGAAGACUCACGUAAAAUCAUCAUUGGAGAUAUAAAAAUGGCCUCUACACCUGUUUACAAAAUUGGUGACAUGAUGUCUACUAGAAAAGCAUGUGGUUUGGCUCUGGCUAAAUUGGGCCGUGAAAAUGAGAGAGUCAUUUUGCUUGAUGGUGACACCAAAAACUCUUCCUUCUCUGAGAUAUUCAAGAAAGAACAUCCUGAGAGGUUCAUUGAGUGUUUCAUUGCUGAGCAAAACAUGGUGAACGUGGCACUGGGCUGUGCCAUCCGUAAUCGGACCAUUCCUUUUGCUAACACCUUUGCUGCCUUUUGGACCCGAGCGUAUGAUCAGAUCCGCAAGGGAGCUAUGUGUCAAAUAAACCUCAAUCUUAUUGGAUCCCCCUGUGGGGUAGUCACUGGUGAAGAUAGCCCCUCCCAGAUGGCCCUGGAGGACCUGGCCAUGUUCCGAGCAAUUCCCAACUGCACUAUUUUCUAUCCAAGUGAUGCAGUCUCCACAGAGCAUGCUGUUUAUUUGGCAGCCAAUACCAAGGGAUUAUGCUUCAUUCGGGCUAGCCGUCCAGAAACUGCAGUAAUUUACAGACCAGAAGAAAUCUUUAGUAUUGGACAGGCCAAGGUUGUUCACCAGAGUGUCAAUGACAGGGUCGUAAUUAUUGGAGCUGGAGUGUGCCUGCACGAAGCCUUACUGGCUGCUGCCGAGCUCGCUAAAGAAGAUAUUCAUGUCCGUGUCAUUGACCUAUUUACCAUCAAACCCCUGGACUCAAGCACUAUCCUUAUCAAUGCAAAGGCCACAGGUGGCCGAAUUAUCACGGUAGAGGAUCACUACCCAGAAGGUGGCAUUGGGGAAGCUGUGUGUGCCGCUGUUGCCAUGGAGAAUGACAUCCUGGUUCAGCAGCUGACUGUAUCAGGAAUGCCUCGGAGCGGGAGGACUGAUGAACUGCUGGAUAUGUUUGGAAUUAGUGCCCGACACAUCAUCAUGGCCGUGAAAUGCAUUUUAACAUACUAA